Molecule: messenger RNA, 1266 nt
Organism: Medicago truncatula (barrel medic)
Lineage: Eukaryota; Viridiplantae; Streptophyta; Magnoliopsida; Fabales; Fabaceae
Product: protein ANTI-SILENCING 1
Exons: 7
Coding region: 1-1266 (421 amino acids)
Molecular function (GO): RNA binding; chromatin binding
Source: RefSeq, a predicted model, not a curated record
AUGGCGCCAUCACUAACACAAGCUUGUUGUGUGGAAGAAAUAGUUGGAGAUUUUAAAUGGGGGAACAAAAGAGGAAUUGGUGUGAAGAAUAAAGAUACACAGUUCUAUGAUUCUUUUGUUUAUGAAGGUGUUGAGUAUUUUCUACAUGAUUGUGUUUAUUUUUACCACACUGAUCAUGUUGAAACUUCUAUUGGUAUGCUUGUCAAGAUGUUUGAGAAUGGUCGUAGAAAGAUGAUCAGAGUUGUUUGGUUCUUUCGUCCUUCGGAAAUUCAGAGUUUUCAUCGAAGUUAUCAGCCGAGUUGGAAUGAGUUGUUCUUGGCUUCUGGGAAAGGCAAAGGUCUUACCAAUGUCAAUUCCGUGGAAUCAAUUCUUGGAAAAUGCUGCAUAGUUUGCAGUUCAGAGGAUAAGAGAAAUCCCAAGCCAUCUGAAACAGAGUUAAAGAGAGCAGAUUUCUUUUUCAAAUGUACUUUCGAUGUUGAUAGGCUUGUAAUCGAUGAUAAAUUUCCAGAUAAGAUUGAUGGAAUUGAAGUGGAGCAAUUCUUUAAUAAGAAGAGGGAUAGAAAGACAGGUAACAGUGUGCAUCUUGAGGCAAAUAAAAUGUCUAAAGAUAUCACAAAGAUAAAGAUAAAGACUAUAACAUCGGAGAAUAUUAAACAUGAGGUUAAGACUAAGACCGCUCCUUCAGACAUCCUGCGUUGUAAAGUUGAAGGAACAGCUUCUGAGAUUGUCUCACCAAAGACAUUGUUAGAUUCUUCUCCAUUUAAAAAGAGGAAGGUCUUUGAAGAGAAGUCAAGACUUGGUCAUAGUAGCAACUCUCAAAAGAAAAAGGAAUUUAAUGAGAAGAAAGAGUUGCGACAGGAUGACAGUUAUAAUCCAACCAGGAAAGUUACGGAGGUGACUGAAAGGCCGAAUGCAGAGAAAAGAAAGUGGUUUAAGAAAAUGCCUUGGGAAGAAAGACUACAGAAAGCUCAAGAGCUGGGUACCCUGGUUUUGCUGAGUGAUCUGGAUCCAUCCUACACGUCGUUUGAAGUAGAGGAUCUUGUUUGGCAUGCGCUCAAAGAAAAGGUUGAGGCAAGGAUGAUAGAAUUGAGCCCGACGUCCAAUACAUACUAUGGUAGAGCAUUGGUUAUUUUCAGAUCAAAAGAUGCAGCUGAAAAUGCAAUAUCUGAGUUGACCAGCAGAUGCCUUGUUCUUGAAGGUAUUUCAUUUACUGCUUUGUUUUUCUCUUCUACUUUGUUAUUCUGUUCUGUUCCAGAACUUGCAUAA